GCCAAACCCAUCAGAGUACAGUUUACUCUUCCCUUUACCCGAAAACCCUUUUUCUUGUUUAAUUUCAUUUUUCUGCCUUGGGGGGGUGUUCUGAGAUCACAGAGGACGAUGGGAAAAGCUGUUGCUGUUCUUGCAUCUAGUGAGGGCGUCACUGGAACUAUCUACUUCACCCAGGAAGGAGAUGGUCCUACCACCGUGACUGGAAACGUUUGCGGCCUUAAGCCCGGGCUUCAUGGUUUCCAUGUCCAUGCUCUUGGGGACACAACCAAUGGUUGCCUCUCAACUGGACCACACUUCAACCCAGCUAGCAAAGACCAUGGUGCCCCUGAAGAUGAGCAUCGUCAUGCUGGUGACCUCGGAAACAUCACCGCUGGUGAUGACGGAACUGCUACCGUCACAAUUGUUGACAAGCAAAUUCCUCUCUCUGGACCACACUCCAUCAUCGGCCGUGCUGUCGUCGUCCAUGGGGAUCCUGAUGACUUGGGCAGAGGAGGACAUGAGCUGAGCAAGACCACUGGAAAUGCUGGCGGCAGAGUUGCUUGCGGUAUUAUUGGUCUGCAAGGAUAAACAUGAGCACCGUGGAUUUGGAUAUGGAUAUUUACAUGUUCCAAUCUACUUUGAAGAAGGAAAAAGACCAAAACUUUUCUGAGUAUCUGAAUAAGAGGAAAGGCAGUAUAUUGGGUUGAAUCUGUUCUGCGCUUUGUUGUUAGAUCAUACUUUGCUUCUGUGCAGACUGCGUUUCUUAGCAUAAGAGUGAUUUGACUCCGCAUACUUUUGUUUGUUUUUAUCUCUUUUUUCUUUUUAUUUUUUGGCGAUAAGUUUCUCCAAGUACUAAAACUUGACACUUGACAGAAUGAGAUGGUCUGCCCCAAAGAUCAAGAUUAAUGACUAAUGUGAUUAAAUUCA
Molecule: messenger RNA, 906 nt
Organism: Morus notabilis
Lineage: Eukaryota; Viridiplantae; Streptophyta; Magnoliopsida; Rosales; Moraceae
Product: superoxide dismutase [Cu-Zn]
Exons: 8
Coding region: 109-567 (152 amino acids)
Biological process (GO): removal of superoxide radicals
Molecular function (GO): superoxide dismutase activity; copper ion binding
Source: RefSeq, a predicted model, not a curated record